Molecule: messenger RNA, 260 nt
Organism: Rhizophagus irregularis DAOM 181602=DAOM 197198
Lineage: Eukaryota; Fungi; Glomeromycota; Glomeromycetes; Glomerales; Glomeraceae
Source: RefSeq, a predicted model, not a curated record
UUAAAGUUACUCAUUAGUGCGUGCCACAGCUUAAGGGUAUUGGCUAUAAGCGAUAUAGUGGAUGAUGAACUGGUCAAAAUUAUAACAAUCUCGUGUCCCUCCCUUCAUUGCAUAAGAUUAUCCUCGUGUGAUGGUGUAACUGAUGAUUCACUAAAAUUGCUUGCAAAAACAUAUUCUCAUCUUCUGUCAUUAGACUUGGGUGGUGAUAGCUGUCAUAUUUCAGAUGCGGGCAUCAAAUCAUUAACACAAUCGUGUACUGA